Messenger RNA from Eucalyptus grandis, 1339 nucleotides. RefSeq lists its product as uncharacterized. The transcript is spliced from 3 exons. Bases 1 to 1206 code for a protein of 401 amino acids. Lineage: Eukaryota; Viridiplantae; Streptophyta; Magnoliopsida; Myrtales; Myrtaceae. The record is from RefSeq and is a predicted model, not a curated record.
AUGGUGACUCGCGUACUGAACGAGAAAGUGAACGUCCAGGUGACCAUUCUUUCAACGCAUUUCUGGAAAAAUGCGGGUCCAUUUCGCAACCCGAAUCCGAUUCGCGAACCCGAAUGCGAGCCCAUUUCAAUACGCGUCCCCGACCACCCUCCUCCUCGAGCUCCCUACUUUCCCCGGCCGGAUCUCCGCCUCCGUCCGCCGCGGCUCCGCGAAGAUGGCGGAGACGGCUCGCUCCACCAAUCCGAAGCGGCCCGUCUGUCCGUCCUGCUCCAAGCCCCGCGCACGUGCCUCUGCGCUCGGAUCCAUUCUCCGGGUCUCGAUCACCCCGUCCGCGUCACCGUUCUCCAGCACAGCCUGGAGCGGAAGCACCCCCUCAAUUCCACUCGAAUCUUGAGGCUUGGGCUCAAGAACGUCGCCGUCGCCGCCGUUUCCGACGUCAACUUCGGCGCCGAGUUCUCGAUCUCGCCGCUCGAGCCGCACGCCGAAAUCGGCGCCCACGGAUUGGUCGGCGCGGAUUUGGGUGUCCAAAAUGGGGAGCAAUCUGGAGUGGCGGUGGGAAACCCUAGUUCGGUCGUCGAAUCGAAUGGAGCUCAUUGUACUAGCAAACCUGUUAUCAGUUUUCGAAUGGGCAAGAAGGGGACUAUCGAAUCGACAGACCAUGUUUGGAUGUCUAGAAUCGGUCACCAAGGAGCUGAUUUCGAUGCCAUAUUAGAUUGCCAGUCAGCUCGUGAUGUUCUGUCGAAUGGAUUUGUGGUUAGGAAAUCGCAAAACCUUGUAUCAAAUCUGAGCUUGGAGCCUGAAGAAUAUGAGGAAUUUGUGCUCGAGGUGCCGCGAGGGUCAGUGCUUCUGUUCCCGACCGAGAAUGCACUCAGCAUUGACGAACUCAAGGCAGCUGAAUUUGAAGUCAGGAACUUGAUUGUGCUGGAUGGCACGUGGAUGAAGGCAAAGAGAAUGUAUAGCGAGGAUCCUUGGUUGAAGUUGUUGCCUCAUCUGAAGUUGGAUUUGGAGGUGAUGAGUUUGUACGAAGAAGUUAGAAGUCAGCCUAAGGCUGGAUGUUUGUCCACUCUUGAGAGUGUCAUUUACACGAUGAAGGCAAUUGGGGGUAGUCCAGAGGGGCUGGAUCAGCUGUUAGAUGUUUUUGAGUCAAUGGUCGAUGAUCAGAGACGAUGUAAACAUGAAAGAUUGGGUAAAUCCACUUCAGGGUAAGCCUCUUCAGCUUGCCCUGCCAUAAUGAGCUCUUGGGCAAUUUUCUGUUCAAGUUCAUAUCGCAUGAUUGCAUUGAUUAUUUGUGCCUGUUGAAUUUGCAUUCACUGAAGUCUCUGCUGUCUCAUCUUUUGCA